CUGUAUAAACAGAAGAUUAUUUGUUUCCUUUAUUCGUCGCCUAAGAGAAUAUGCCGAAUUUUAAAGUUUAUAAUAAUAAUCGUCAAAUGACGCAUUAAAAUAAGAAAUAUAAAAAAUAUUUAAAACUUUUUGUCGAGCGAUACAUUUUUUAAUUAAAUAAGAUCGUUUUUAGGCUUAACUUCACGUUGUAUCCAUUGAAUUACGCUCCUGCAAAUAUGAAGGGAUGCUUGGGAACAAGAUCGCUUCUGGUCACGUUUUCACGUUUGUUAGGAAAUCGGAAUUCUUACCAAAGAAAUCCUUUAAUUCUAACAGAUAUUGGCAAAUGUUCAGCUAAAAGUAUAUCAACCAAUCAUUAUGAAAACUCAGUUCGAAAUAUGUCAACGCAACCUCAACAAAAAUCCAAAGAAACAAAGUUAUUACAUCAUAUGAGAUCAAGAAUUUCGGCAACAGGACCAAUGACAGUUGCUGAAUACAUGAAAGAAGUGUUGACAAAUCCAAUGUCUGGUUACUAUAUGCAUAGAGAUGUCAUUGGGAGUUCUACUGAUGCUUCUGUGGCCUCCUUGGAUGUUUCUCAACUAUAUGGUGAAUUGCUUGCAGAAUGGUGCCUUAAAGAAUGGAAAAAAAUUGGUAAACCACGUCCAUUGUAUGUAGUAGAAGUAGGACCUGGAAGAGGAACUCUCUCUGAUGAUAUGUUAAAAGUAUUUUCUCAGUCAAAUGAUGCACGUGAAGUAGUUUCUCUACAUUUAGUUGAAGUCAGUCCACAUCUUAGUCAAUUGCAAGAAUUACAACUUUGUGGUACUGUGAGUGUUGUAAAAGAUGUUUUAGAAGUAGAUGAUUCUAGACGCCAUUUACAUCUUCAUGCUAAUCGUGAUAGUGAUGAACUUAUGUAUAAACAUAAUAUAACUAAACAUGGUGUUCCUGUAUCUUGGUAUCGUCAUUUGGAAGAUGUUCCAAGAGGUUUUUCAUUUUACAUUGCUUAUGAGUUAUUUGAUGCCCUGCCUAUUCAUAAAUUUCAGAAAACACCAGAAGGAUGGAGAGAGGUUCUUAUAGAUAUUAAUGAAGGGCCUGGUGAAAAUCAUCUUCAUUAUGUAUUAUCAAGAGGACCAACUCCAGCUAGCCAGUUCUUUAUUGAUGUAAGUGCAUAA
Molecule: messenger RNA, 1145 nt
Organism: Centruroides sculpturatus (bark scorpion)
Lineage: Eukaryota; Metazoa; Arthropoda; Arachnida; Scorpiones; Buthidae
Product: protein arginine methyltransferase NDUFAF7, mitochondrial-like
Exons: 6
Coding region: 216-1145 (309 amino acids)
Biological process (GO): mitochondrial respiratory chain complex I assembly
Cellular component (GO): mitochondrion
Molecular function (GO): protein-arginine omega-N symmetric methyltransferase activity
Source: RefSeq, a predicted model, not a curated record